This is a messenger RNA of Closterium sp. NIES-67, 4468 nucleotides long. The record is from the annotation of a GenBank genome assembly. NCBI's taxonomy places the organism in Eukaryota, Viridiplantae, Streptophyta, Zygnematophyceae, Desmidiales, Closteriaceae.
GACUCAACCCUGGAAAACAACUGCACCGGCCACAUCUCCUGCAUCACCCAGCGCCCCCCUGAAGAUUGCUCCGCCUUCUGCGGCCUUUCCCCUCCCUUCGACACGCCCUGUGCCGGCCUCGGCCACUGCCACUGGGAGUGGGGGGAAAACGACGCGAGCACUGCCAUGUGUGCGUGCAAGGAGGGGUACAAUACUGGAAAGGAGUCCACAACAUGUGUUCCCCUGCUCUCACAAACGGAAUGGGCUGUGUUGGAGAGUCUAACGGCUGCAUGGGGUGGCUUUGAUGGCAAUGGCACAUGGAAGAGUGGCAUCCCCUGCGAGAAAAUGAAUAACGUCAUAUGUGACGAUGCCAACCAGAUUGUAGCGCUUGACGUAUCCUGGCAAGGCAUCUGGGGAAACAUUCCAGACGCCAUCACUGGCUUGGAGAGCCUGAGUGUGCUAAAUCUGGAGGGUAACUACUUCACUGGUACCCUGCCGAAAGCCUUAGGCAGUCUAUUGAGCCUCGUGUCUCUGUCUGUCAGCAACAACUACUUCUACGCUGACACUCUCCCCAAGACAAUGUGCGAUGCGUCCGCCCUCGACAUGAUAGCCAUCUCCCUGCAGGGCAACUGCUUCAACUCCAGCGCCAUGCCCUGCGACCUCACCCACACCCAGCGCCAAAAUUGCUCCGCCUUCUGCGGCCUCUCCCCUCCCUCCACCGUGCCCUGUGACGGCCACGGCUACUGCCACUUGGUUGACGGCAAUGCUACGUGUGCAUGCAAGAAGGGGUACGGGCACGGAGAUAAUUCAAGCACAUGUGUCAACGUAUUGCCAAAAUCGGAAUGGCUCGCUUUGGACGCGCUGAGAGUGGCCUGGGGUGGCUUCAAUGGCUCAGGCACAUGGAACGAAAGCUUCUCUUGUGUGCAGAUGUUGCAUGUCAAGUGCAACGAGUACAACCACAUAGAGAAACUGAACGUUUCUGGGCUAAACAUAUCGGGUUUUAUUCCAAGCAGCAUUGAAGGCCUGUCGCACCUCACAUUACUCAAUGUGUCCAACAACGCUAUAGCGGGACCCAUUCCAGACUCCAUCAGCUGUCUAACGAAGCUCAGAAUCUUGGACUUGUCACACAACCAACUGUCAGGAGCUUUACCAAGUGGGCUCAACAGCUUGCUAGGGCUCAACAGCUCGCUAGGGGUCAACAACUCGCAAGGGCUUAGCCCGAAAGGGCUGUUGGCAUUGAACGUGAGCCAUAACUACCUCUACUCCAGCAGUCUGAAUGCCACCACGUGCAACUCAUCAGCGCAGCUGCUCUCCCUGCACAACAACUGCUUCAACUCCAGCGCCAUGCCCUGCAACCUCACCCACACCCAGCGCCCCAGAGAAAAAUGCUCUGCCUUCUGCCACCUUUCCCCUCCCUCCACCCCGCCCUGUCCUGGCCACGGUUAUUGCUACUGGAAAGGGGGGGAAGGCUUGGGCAAUGCCACGUGUGCGUGUGGGUCAGACUCCAAUAGGGGAGGCACUCUUGAAACAUGCGAUGGCCUUCCCCCAGAUUUAGAGUGGGCUGCACUGGAAGCACUAACGAAGGCCUGGGGGGGGUUUAACGGAAAUGGCACGUGGAAGAGCGUUAGCGCGUGUGCCCGGAUGAAGCACAUAACCUGUGAUGCUGACAACCACAUCAUCAGCCUGUUAUCAAAUGGCUCUCAAGUUGUGGGAAGCAUACCAGCGCUUAUUGGGAAUCUCAUCCAUCUGACCGCAUUGAACCUUACUGGAAGCCAAUUCCGUGGGAGUCUUCCAACAACGAUUGGGCGACUUACCAAUCUAGUCCAGUGGGAUUUGCAUACCAACUCGUUCACGGGUAAAAUUCCAAAGUCGAUCUCAGCAUUGCAACGACUAGAGAUUUUGGAUUUUGGUGACAACAUGUUCAAAGGCCAAAUUCCAGAUGGAGUCUGUAAUAUGACAAAGCUUACCAAGCUUAAUAUCUCGCACAAUACCUUUGCGGGAUCCAUCCCUGACUACUUGUCGAACUUAACGAAGCUUAGUAUAUUGGACAUGAAUGACAACCGUAUGACGGGGCAGUUGCUUCCCAAUCUUAAGGCGCUGAAGAAACUCACGUAUAUGGAUCUGAGUAACAACCGUUUUUCAGGAAGCUUACCUUCUAGACUUACUUCCUUGAAGGCUCUCCGCACAUUGAAAUUGGACAACAACAAGCUCAGUGGAGCCCUUGCGCCACUGCCAAAAAACGUCAGAUUCAGCGCUCGUUACAACUAUCUCUCCCGUGCAAACUCGGUGACCUGCAAGAAGGGCUAUCUUGAAAAUAACUGCUUUCUCGAUAAGAAGCGCGUAUGCCCAAAGCUUCCUCGGCGGCCCAUGAAUGGGUGCGCUCCGUUCUGCGGGCUAUCGAGCAAAAUGCAUCCCUGCGUGGGUCGCGGAUCAUGCAUUCUGGACGGGGUGGAUGAAACGCCUACGUGUGUCUGUGAUGGUGGCUACGCCAAUGGAGAGAUCCCCUUCACCUGCAUCCCUAAGGAGCAAAGCUACCCCCAGACCGACAUGAUUAUCAUCGAGUCCACGUUCACCCUCACCAACCGCACAUCAACACUCCCUGGAGAGUACUUUCAUGAAGUCCCCUUCAGGCUCUUCUCGUAUGAAACCAUCGGGGAUGAUUGCGGCCGCCAGUUCUACUUCAACGUCAGCUUCGCCUUCAUGAUGCUUCCAAAGCAUGCUAUUGGGGGUGGCGGGCUCGCGUUUGUUGUCUCUUCCACAAAAAAGCGCGGCAACGGCAGCGGAGUGGGGUAUGCUGGGAUGGACAAACGCAGCAUGGCUGUUGAGUUUGACACGUGGCUGGAUAAACAGGACAAAGACACCAGCGCAAAUCAUGUUGGGGUAAACCUGAAAGGAAGCCCCUUCUCUGUGAAAACUGCUAACGUCUCAAAGGACCUGAACAAUGGGAGGAUGUACUUCGCAUGGGUGGACUAUGGCCCCGGGGAGUCUGAGAGCUUGAGGGUGUUCGUUAAUGCUUCCAACACCAAGCCGGACAACCCCUCGCUCUCCAUGAACCUCUCGCUCUGCGACCUCCUCCAGCCCACACCGAAGAAGAACUCGUAUUACUUUGGCUUUGUGGCGGCAUCACUACCCCGGCACGAGCAGGAGCAUCUCGUGGCAACGACAACCAUUGACAUAGGAUUUACUCUGCCCCCACAACUGCCUGAAGAUGGCAGAGCCACGGGCCUGGUUUUGGAUGUGGAUACAUUUAACCCCACGAUCGCAAGCCCGUUCACGCGCUACGUGAGCGUGGGAUACUCCCCAGCACAGGACGGGCAGGACUCGUGGAACAUCCCCACCUUAUCCACGUGGACCUUCGACUCGACCUGGGAGGCACCGGACCAAGGCGAUUGCAGCGACUGUUGGGCGUAUGCAGUGGUGGCGAGCAUAGAGGCGGCAUACGGCAUCGCCACCAACAACAAGACGUACCCGUCACUCUCCAUCGACUCCCUCUUCGAGAUCACCAGGAUGGCUUCCUGCGAGAGCGGCUCGCCCACCCUCGCCUUUCAGAAACUCGUUGCCUCUAAGAAGGGCCUUCGGAAUACCUCUUCUUGGGAUUCCUCCCCCUCCUCCUUAGCUUCCGUUCGCUCGCCCUCCUCUUCUCUCGUCGCCUGGUUAUUCAAAGCAGUGUGGCACAGUCCCUCUCUUGGCAAAGCCGCUCUUCCUCGUCGUCAUCGUGCAGCAGCAGCAGCAGCAGAAACCGGGAAUUACAUCGUGUCUGGGUUUGAGCGGACGGCAUUCAAGGGGUACUUUGGCCUCAUGCUUGCGGUGCGGCGGCAGCCAGUCGUGGUUCACAUCGAGGCGAGCGCCGCCUCUUUCGUCAAUUACAAUGGGUCGUUCAGGUACGACGAGCCAGAUUGCUACACAGGCAACCUCAACCACGUUGUACUCGUUACAGGCUACCUCCUCAUGGGCACGGAUAAGAACCGACCCGCGCACUCUUUCACCCUUCUGGAGGAUCCGCAACUCGUGGGGCACGGAGUGGGGGGCGGAGGGGUACAUUCACAUGGGCAUAGCGCCAGGGGAGGGCAUCUGUGGCAUCAACGUGCUGCCUGGCAUCUACCCGAUCAUCAGAAAUUCGGAUGACCCCUGUAUGCGUGAGUCAUUCAUAACCGGCAACGGUGACGCGGUCAUGAACCCCUGUGGCAGCUACGAGUGCAUCGAAACCACAGAUGGCGCCUCCAACACCUGUAAAUGCAAGCCCCCGUUCGUCGAGGCCCUGAAUAACGAUGGCUCUCGCUCCUGUGCCUAUGUGGAUGUGUGCGGUGCCAGCAUGCAGAACCCCUGUGAGGUGGGCUCAUGCAUCAACGAUGGGCACGGCAGGUACACCUGCAUCUGCCCAUCAACGCACAUGCUAGACACCACAAUCGAUGGCUUCCCGACCUGCACCAGAGGUUUUGGCACUGCUGCCACCCUGACGGUGGCUGGGAGGAACUGGCAGUGUGCCGAG